Messenger RNA from Drosophila bipectinata, 814 nucleotides. Its product is annotated as cytochrome b5 domain-containing protein 1. Lineage: Eukaryota; Metazoa; Arthropoda; Insecta; Diptera; Drosophilidae. The record is from RefSeq and is a predicted model, not a curated record.
AGUCAGAAUUAAUGGGCCGAGUCAAGACAGGGCGACAGUUUUGUCGGUUAAAUUAAAUUACACUUCAUUCUGGCCUGUUUCGAUUGAAAUCUCUGAAAUGGAGCUGCCGAUUAAGAGAAUGCGAUACUAUCUCAAGGAUGAGGUUGUCGGCCACAACAAGAAGGACGACUUCUGGGUGAUCAUACACAUGAACGUCUUUGAUCUGACGGAAAUGCUAAAGGAUCGCACGGAUCAUUGGAAUCGCAACUUGGACUAUUUGAUGGCGCAUGCUGGCAAGGACCUGACACAUUUCUUUCACGAGAAUGGAGAGCCUCGCACGGAGAUCUCUCCCAGCACAGGCAGGCCCCGCGUCCUCUUUCCACCCAUUCUGGAGGUGGCCAUCUCGGAAUUCUCCAAGACGAAGGGAGCCAUGUGGAGCCAGGACCCCUUCUAUCAUAUAGGCAGGGUCACUACCCGACCAAGGGUAAUUCGAAUUAUAAACACCCUGACUGGCCGCACUCAGUUCAUGACCGUUUGCAAUGAAGAUAGUAUUUACGAUAUCCAACAGAAGUACAAGCAGCGCUACAACCAUCAUGCAGGUAGCUACGAGUGGCGGAAGUUCUCCAAUGGGGGCAAGACCUGCAGUGUUCUAGACCUGAAUGGCACCCUGGAUGAGAAUGGCCUCAUUGACGAGGAAGACAGCACUGUGGAGCUCCCGCCGCCCUCCAUUUGGCUUUAUUACACAGAUGACAUAACAAUUGCUUGAUUCUGGUUAUGGUUUAUUAUUGGAAAUUGUUUGUAGUUCGGGGGCGAGUAAAGUUAAUUUCAAGCUAGA